Ochlerotatus camptorhynchus is the source of this 1617-nucleotide messenger RNA. RefSeq lists its product as uncharacterized. Lineage: Eukaryota; Metazoa; Arthropoda; Insecta; Diptera; Culicidae. The coding region runs from base 1 to 1617 and encodes 538 amino acids. Gene Ontology annotation, molecular function: ligand-gated monoatomic ion channel activity. Gene Ontology annotation, cellular component: membrane. The transcript has 2 exons. The record is from RefSeq and is a predicted model, not a curated record.
AUGUGCUUAGUCAGUACUGCGGUUGUUCAACCGCGUUUCUACCACGUCGUUUUACUCGAUGGAUACAAAGCACUCGGCAAACUUUUCGCCCAGAGGGGCCCACGUCGAUACGACCCAUCCGGAUAUUAUCUUAUUGUAAUCAGUGAACCUGAUCCACCCGAUGGUACCGUAGAAAAUAUUCUGAUCCACCUAUGGAAACUGCAGCUAGUGAAUGUCAACGUAAUCCUGGAGCGCAGUGGUCACAUCUUGGUGUACAUUUACUUUCCGUACCGGGAAGGUCAGUGUCGAAGGAUACGGCCGAAAUUGUUGUUCAACCUGACCACCACCGAAUGGGAUUUCAGCCAAAUGGUAUUUUACUGGAAUCGUCUGAGAAACUUCCACGGUUGUACACUUUUCGGAGGUACUUUCGAAGCGAAACCGUAUACGAUCUACCGCGAUAUGCGAUCGGACGGGAGUUUUCAAGUCAGUGGAUUCGAGGGAGACCUGAUGCAAGUGCUCGCGGAUAAACUGAACUUUACCUUACAUUGGAAGAAUUCUCCCGGACAGUGGGGAUUCGCUCGACCGAUGGGCAACAGUACCGGCCUGAUGAAGAUGGCUCAGGAAGAGGAGGUCGAUUUCGCCAUCGGGUGUUUGGCCAUGGAUCCGGAUCGGUAUCGCUAUCUCAAGGCCGGAAUAUCCCACUACACCAGUAGGAUUCUGUUUGCAGUUCCACAUGGGCGUCCGUACACGGCGUUCGAGAAACUGUUCGGUCCGUUUCAAAAAUCGGUCCUGGAGAUGGUAGCCUUCGUUCUGAUCAUGGCGGGCUUGGUCACCCUGGCCUUGAGUUUCACUAACCGAACCGUUCGAGCUUUCGUGUACGGAAGGGGCGUGUCAGCUCCGUUCCUGAACGCUGUGGCACUUUUAUACGGAGGAUCGAUUCCGCGCCCCCCCGUCAGGAACUUUGCCCGAACAUUGUUUCUACUUUGGGUCAUUUAUUGCUUCAUAAUCGGUAGCCUCUAUCAGGGUUCACUGUUCCGAUAUCUCCAGAAACCUAUGCAAUAUCCCCCGCUAAAGACGAUGGCCGAAAUUGAUCGUUCUGGGCUGUGGUAUUACAUGGUCGACAUCGGAACGCGAUUUUUCGUCCACAAUCCCAACAUCGUCCGCCGAACGAUCAUCAUCCCUCCGGGCAAGGACAGCUUGGGUAACAAGGUCGCCCAACUCGGCCUGGGGCUCACGGAUGGCGUGAUCCUGAGUCCGAUGGAUCUGGUGGCGUACAACAAUCGAGUUAAUCCAAGAAGCCGCUUCGUUCACAUCGCCAGGGAACACGUGUCGGUCUUCCCGGUGGGGCUGUACUAUCCCAAGAGGUCCAUCUUGCGAGAUGUGUUCGACCAACAGGUGCGGAUGAUUGUACCAUCCGGACUGGUAGGCGAUUGGGUUAAACGGUACGGUGAUUAUGAAUUUUUCUCGCGCCCAAAGGAAAAAUCCGAACCGAGCCAGCUGAGCACUCGGCAUCUGGCUGGGUGCUUUCAGCUGUACGGGUGCUUUAUCGGGGUCAGCUUGGUGGUGUUUUUGCUGGAACUGGUUUCACCGAGAUUUGCGGCACUGCAAGCCAUGUUGCGACAUUUAAUUGAGCCCUAA